AAAAAAUGUUAUCUUUGUGAUGAAAUUCUGCUAGCUGGGGCUGUGCCGUUAUGCAAGGCCACAAGAAAUCGAGAGUUAACAGAAAAGAAAUUGUCCACUGCCGGCAGUAUCGCGUUGUCGGACUUACUCAGAAGCGUUGGGAUAGGUAUUUGUAUUGCAGCGAGCGAAGAAUUCAGAUCGGCAGCUUGCAAAGAAUGUGCAAGAAAACUUUUCAAUUGCUGCACGAUGUUUCAUGAACUUGAAAGUGCUGUCAAAGCCAGGAUCGACGUGGGCUAUUCAGAGUCUACGGAAGGUGGAAUUAAGAGGCUCCAUGGAAAUUCCCCCAGAGGAUCGACACCAAACUCCAAGAAAAUAAAGGAUAUUCCACAACAAGUACAAGAGCCAAGAGAACCUAAAGGUCGGUCAAGGAAAUCCUUAUUUCAGCUCGAAGCCGAUUGGACUGAGCGUGAAAAUCUUGAAGGCGCUAUAGCGAAUUUGAUGUGUUUACCGGUAACAACAACAAAGGACGAAACAGCGCCCAGGCUAGUCGUGAGGGUAAGUGGUUCUUUUUCCAGAUAGUUAAAUUCUAAAUUAAGCUUAAUAGCUGCAGCUACUUGCAAUUAGCGUUUCUUUCAAUGGACGCAAUCAUUUAAUUUCUUUCCUUCUGAUACGGGUAAAGAAACUUAUUCAACGAAAAGAAGCUUUACAAAUUUGAACUGAAAUUGACAACUGUUUAUCGAUAUUCACAUAAGCCUUUUAGAUUCUAUAAGAAUUGCCCGGACAUGUUCUACUCAUUUUUGUUUAUCAAUUGUUGUCUUUAUCUUCAUCUUUCAGAUAUUUAUGGCAUAUUCCAGUGGUCGAGUGAUAGAACACGAGUGUACAGGUGACGAAGAGCUUCUUGUAAAAAACUUAGGAAUCAAAAACUACAAAGCCGCCGCAGUUGGCGUCACUAAAUUUUCUCCACUGCACGAUAAAGUGCUAGAAGAGACUGGAAAAAAAAUAAAGAGAGAACUAAAGAACUCCUCAAAAGAUCCGACGAACACGUACGAGUAUCGAGGGGAGUUAAGGAAGCUUGCUGAUUUCCGAAAUGACCAUUUGAUUACAGAAAUCCAACAAAAAGCACCCAACUUGCAUUGCCUUGUUUCUUCGUCAUUUCCAAGGAACAAAAAAGUAAAGAACGCGAAAAACAAGGAAGCAUUGAUCUUUGCAAGCAUUCUGAAUCCAUGGAUUCCGAACUCUUAUUUUACAUUUAGAAUUAGCACCAUUCUAGUGCUUGGAGGUUGUAAGAAGGAGGAGAUGGACUGUUUUAACAAGCUAGGCCUCGCGAGCCAUCCUAACAGCGUGCGAAACAUGCAGAAGAAAGCAUGCUUUGCUUUCGACAAAGCUGCGACGAACUGGAAAGAUGAGAUA
Molecule: messenger RNA, 1389 nt
Organism: Porites lobata
Lineage: Eukaryota; Metazoa; Cnidaria; Anthozoa; Scleractinia; Poritidae
Source: the annotation of a GenBank genome assembly